Molecule: messenger RNA, 1902 nt
Organism: Candoia aspera
Lineage: Eukaryota; Metazoa; Chordata; Lepidosauria; Squamata; Candoiidae
Gene: LLPH
Product: LLP homolog, long-term synaptic facilitation factor
Exons: 3
Coding region: 112-465 (117 amino acids)
Biological process (GO): dendrite extension
Cellular component (GO): nucleolus
Molecular function (GO): RNA binding
Source: RefSeq, a predicted model, not a curated record
ACGCACUUCCGGAAGGAGUGUGGCGGCCAGGCGCUCGUUACAGCCACCUCCGGUGGGAGCGAACGUGGGGAGCUGCGAGUUGUAGGGCCACGUGCUCAGAAGCAAAAAGAAAUGGCAAAAAGCCUAAGGAGCAAAUGGAAGAGAAAAAUGCGAGCAGAGAAGAGAAAGAAAAAUGCCCCCAAGGAACUUGCCAGGUUGCAGAGCAUCCUGAAAACCAACAGUGAUGUUGUAAUGGAUGAAGUGAAAGAAGUAGUAACUGUUGUUCCUGCUGAGAAAAUCAUGGAGAAAAACAAUUCAGAUGAUGGAAGUAAGAUGGACACAGAUGUCAAAAGAAAUCAGAAAACUCUUCUAGAUCAGCAUGGACAGUAUCCAGUAUGGAUGAAUCCCAGGCAGAGAAAGAAGCUGAAGGCAAAGCGUGUCAAAGGGAAAAAUAAGUCUAAAGUAUCAAAAGGAUUAACAUGGUAGAGUCUGGUAAAUGUUAAGAAAUAAGGGGAAAAAGGACUUAAUGUUUUAUAUCAUCAGUCCUAAGGGGCAAACUUCUGUUUUAUUGUUUCAGAUUUUCAGAAUUUUAAUUUUGGAAUAUGGCUAAUGAAGUUCCAAUUAUCUAUGUACAAACUGGACUGUAAUUGAGCUAAACAUAGGUACAGUCCAGUGGCAACCAAGUUCCCAUCAAAUGCUUUAACAUUCAGUUGACUUAGAUUUCCAGAAAAGCAGAUGUAUUAGUCAGGUGUAGCAAAGUAGCAGAGUCUUCAGAACAGCUUAAAGACAAGAGUUCUUUUAUAAGGUAAGGUAUUGUGCGCCACUGUCAGUCUAUAAAUGUUUGUUCAAUAGUAGCUUUGUUAAUCUUUAAUGUGCCACAGGACUCUUGCUUGUUCAUUUCAGUGGAACUUAGCCCCAACUGAUUAUUGGAUUAUUCUCAACAGAAAUAAGUAUUUCAGUUUUGGGCCUGCUACAACCAUUUCAAAUGUAUCUGGCAGGAAUAUAUUUUGUUGUCAUUUCUCAUUCUUAAAUGUCUUUUUAAAUUUGUUAAUAUUUAGUUUAAUAUUCAAUGCUAAUUAAGCCAAAAUCAAUGAAUUUAGGGCACUGAAGUGUUAAGAGCAUUGUCUAAUCCAAAGUAAACAGCUUUGGAAUGCCACUGAUUUUCAGGGGAAAAGUUUUGUGUAGUGUGUGCAGUAUAGCCAAAUAUAAAUGUUUCCUCAAGUUCUGUUUUGUUCUGGCCUAGCUUGACAAUAAUACAUAAAUCUGGAGCUUUAUGUUUUCCUUUUGAAACAUUAAGACUAAGUGCAAUCCCAUGCAUCCUUUCCUGAAAGUAAGUCCCUGGAGAAUUUACUGCAGUUUAUUUCUGCAUAGACUGCAUAGGGCUGUAUUGUAACAUUAUAGUUCUAUACACAUGGAGGUAAGGUCCAUCCAACUUAGUUGGAAUUACAAAUAACAAACCUAAUGUUGGAGUUUAAAGUGUUCAGAUUUUAAAGGUGAUUAGAUUUCAGUUUUCUUAUAUGGCAUUGGCAUGUUUACUUCUGAUUUUGAAGAACUGAAUGUAACGUGAAAUGUAAAUGAGUUUUAUUACAUGAGGGAAUGGCUCAGUUUCUGUAUAAAAAUACUAUUUUAAAAUAGUUUCUUAAAUAAUUUUUAGACUUACAGUAGCUACAAGAAUAGAAUUAAAGAACUUUUCAAAAACCCUUCUAAAAUACCCUCCAAAUAUAGAGCAGGCAGUGAGGCCAUGAAGCUAUUGAAUAUUGAAUGAUUGGCAUAUUCUAAAUUUUUUUGGCUACAUGUGGAUGCCUUUCACAGUCUGACAUUUAAUGGGUCUUCUUACGAUGUCAAUACUUAUGGACACCUGCUGGUAGGAUUUGUUAUAUCCCAAAACAAAGUGAUCUUGCUCUAUUUAAAUAAAAGAAAUUG